Molecule: messenger RNA, 2825 nt
Organism: Brachypodium distachyon (stiff brome)
Lineage: Eukaryota; Viridiplantae; Streptophyta; Magnoliopsida; Poales; Poaceae
Exons: 12
Coding region: 1-2343 (780 amino acids)
Biological process (GO): phosphorelay signal transduction system
Molecular function (GO): DNA binding
Source: RefSeq, a predicted model, not a curated record
AUGGCGCUCCAGAUGCUUAGGGAGGGGAAGGACCAGUUUGAUCUGGUGAUCAGCGAUGUUCACAUGCCAGACAUGGACGGUUUCGAGCUCCUUGAGCACAUCGGUCUCGAGAUGGAUCUCCCCGUCAUCAUGCUAUCUGCGAACGAGGAGAUAGAAACUGUGAUGAAGGGGAUAACUAAUGGGGCGUGUGACUAUUUGGUGAAACCAUUGUGUGCCAAGGAGCUCAAGAACAUAUGGCAGCAUAUAGUAAGGAGGAGAAAUCCUCACCUAAGGAACGACCGCAGCAGCAUCAACAGUGGCAAGAAUUAUUAUGCUGAUGAGAAGCAGGGCCCUGCAAAGGACAUUAGGAAAUGCCCAGGGAUGAUUAAAUAUCAUGGUGAUGUCUCUCAUGAAAUCAAAGAGAACGUGGUGUUAUCGGCCCAGACAAAGCCAAGGGUGAGAUGGACCAAGGAGCUGCAUGGCAUAUUUUUGAAAGCUGUUAACCAGCUGGGCAUCGAUAAAGCAGUACCAAAAAAGAUAUUGGAUAUGAUGGAUGUGGAUUACCUCAAUAGGGAGAAUAUUGCAAGUCAUCUACAGAAGUAUCGGCUAUACCUCAAAAAGGUCAAAACAAAGGUCGAAAAUAACACAAUAAUGAACUCCAAUCCAUCUGCUGAUGCAUCAACUAGACUAAGCUCCUCGUUCAACGCAAUGAAAGAACCAGAAAGCUUUCAAUAUUACCAUGGACAUGGGCAGUAUCAGCCAUCUCGAAACAACUUUUCCACAAGGAUCGAUUCGCAUUCUCCGUCUUCAUUUGGAGCGGACAAUGUCAUGCCCACUCAGUCAAAACAGAGGGACGACUUGGGCAUGGGGCAAAUUGACAAUGGUGGUAGCAUGUUCCUCAAGGAUGUCACCUCUGCAUCAUCACCGUUGCCAGAUGCAAGACAACAUACCUCUUCCUCCAACUCAUAUGCAAACAUGCCAGCUGAUGCAUUUUCUUCUUUUCGUUCUUGUGGCAUAUCCUAUUCCAACAUUUUGUGUGGAAAGCCAUUGGAGGCAAGCAUAGGCAAUGAUACUGGCAACUACUUUGCAAGAAUACCAUAUGGUGGGUUGCUGGUGCAUGCAAAUCAGCUUCCAGUGCAACCGUCUCCCCAACUGAGACAUGGACACUCAUCUCAGAAGAAUCCAUGUGGAGACGACAAUAGGGACAUUGGCAAUUUUUGGCAAGAUGCAAAAUUGUCUGAUCAUGGUAAUACAGAUGGAAGAGAAUCACAGGCCAACAUCUUGAACAUCAACCAUGUCACAAGCCUUGCCACCGCAUCAGCUGGCAUGCUGACACCCGUUCGGCCCACGGUUUUCAUUCAGCCCGCUACGCUUGGGCCAGCACGCGAACUCGCCUCGCCCAGGGCCGGCUCACGAGUCACGCCGUGGCCAAGGGCGCCGCGAGCACCACCCGCCCCGCAGCUCUCCAGCUUCCGCGCACGCGCCGCCCUCGCCAGGCCUUUCUGGCCGGUCGCUGGCUCCGGGGGCAAGAUGCUGGGGGUCUCCACCGGCCAGCUGCUGGUCAUCCUCGGGGCCUGCUCCGUCAUGAUGAAGCCCAGCGACAUGAUUAAGAUGGCAAGGGUGGCAGGACGGAUGACAGGGAGAGCAGUCGGGCGCCUCAUGUUGUACCGCCGACAAAUGGACGACAUCUUCGAGCAGACUGCAGCGAAGAAGAUUAAUACGGAGCUUCAAGAUGCUAUGUCAAAGUUACAAUCAAUUGGUUAUGAAGUUCAGAACUUAUCUAGAUUAACUCCUGGCCAGUUUAUCAAGAGGCAGCAUAAUAGUGCAGAAGGCUUGGCUGAAGCAGGAUCAUAUGAUGGUUCUGCAAGUAAGCCAGAAGAAUUUCGUGAUCAAAUUCGCAGUAUGAUUCGUGAUGAAAUCGAAAGCUUUUGUAGAAAAAAUCCUGAACCAUUUAUGACGAUGUUGAAUAAUCCGGACAGGACUCAGAACUCUGCAAGCACAGCUGAAGCUACAAAGUUUGAUGUUGCUGAUAGAUCUACAAAGGGGACAUCUAAGGACAUGGAGUCGACGAAUACUGGCUCUACAGAUCUACAUACCCAAGCAAUGAUGUAUGCAAGGCUAAGUGAAUCCCCAGGAAUAAAGAUGAGUUCUUCGACAAGUGUGAGUUAUGGAGAAAAAUUCGAAGAGAGCAAUGGACUGCUAAAUAUACUCCCAAUAUCCGCUGAAAGUGCUGGAUUGCUUCCCAAACGCACAGAUGAACCAAAAGGCUCAGACAUACUCCUGGAGGCUGUGCUCGAGGCAGAGGUUGCAGAGAACGCCAAACUCUUCGUCUCACAGCCCCAUGAUCAGUUGCCCAAGGAGUAACAACAUCUUUGCAUAUUUUAAUGUGGUUUGAUAUAUUGCUUAGACAACAAUCUUUGUAAAUCUGAAGACAGCUAUGAUGGUUCCAUGUUCUGUUCUUCACCUCAGUGACGCCAUCUGACAUUACAUGGAUCUGAAUGGAGAUGGAACUGGAGGAAUGUUGACUGCUACGGUGUAAAUAUGUCUUCAAAUCGGUUUUCUGAUUUAAUUCGGAGCAGUAGUAGCUGUGUUGGCUGUUGCAUCUAUUUGCUUUAAUGAGCAAUUGUAAUGUGAAUGCACACUUUGAUGGUUGAAAGUUUAGUAGUGCAAUGGGAACCAUGAUCAGUUGAUCUCAUUGCGCUUUGUUUGUGAAAACUGAACUGUUCGCUUCAUAACCCUGUGGUUAGAUAGAACAGUUGUACUCCGUAGUUGGCAAUGAGAAUUUGACUGGUUUGUAAAUUGUACCUCUUUCAUUUUGAUAUUCUGGCAAAGAAAUCAUUUCUACA